ACAUCCGAGGACUUUGGCCCACAGUAACCCUGCUCGCUCGACCUUUCCCCUUCAUUUCUCACUACAGCGGCGGGCAGGGAGAUCCGGCAGUGGUUGGGCGCUCGCUCCCCUUCCCACCUCCUCCCUCUGGAGACCUAACGCUCUCCCUCCCGGCCCCUCCGCGCGGCUGCUCGUCAUGGCGGCAUUCAGCAAGUCCAUCCCUCAUAACUGCUACGAGAUCGGCCACACUUGGCAUCCUUCCUGCGGGGUCUCUUUCCUGCAGAUCACAGGGGGCGCCCUGGAGGAGUCCCUGAAGAUCUAUGCCCCCCUUUACUUGAUUGCAGCAAUUCUCCGGAAACGAAAAUUAGACUAUUAUUUACACAAAUUGCUCCCUGAGAUUCUACAAUCUGCAUCGUUUCUGACAGCUAAUGGGGCCUUGUAUAUGGCUUCCUUUUGCAUUUUAAGGAAGAUACUUGGAAAAUUCUACUCAUGGAGUCCUGGCUUUGGUGCCGCUUUGCCAGCAUCUUAUUUGGCCAUUCUAAUUGAAAGAAAAAGCAGGCGAGGGCUGCUCACAAUUUAUAUGGCCAACUUGGCCACAGAAACACUAUUCAGAAUGGGUGUAGCAAGAGGAACCAUCACAACAUUAAGAAAUGGAGAAGUCCUUUUGUUCUGCAUCACAGCUGCCAUGUACAUGUUCUUUUUCAGGUGCAAAGAUGGUUUGAAAGGAUUUAUAUUCUCUGCACUUAGAUUCAUUGUAGGGAAGGAAGAAAUUCCCACACAUUCUUAUUCACCAGAGGCAGCAUAUACAAAAGUGGAACAAAAGAAAGAGAAACAUGAAGAAAAAACAGGAAGAAUGAAUGUAAUUGCUCUAGUCAGGAACCUUGUGGAUACAGUAUGCAAGCAUGGACCAAGGCAUAGAUGUUGUAAACACUAUGAAGAUAAUUGCAUCUCUUAUUGCAUUAAAGGUUUCAUCAGGAUGUUUAGUGUGGGGUACUUGAUCCAGUGUUGCCUCCGAAUCCCCUCUGCAUUUAGGCAUCUGUUUACAAAGCCAUCGCGGCUACUUUCUCUCUUCUAUAAUAAAGAAAACUUCCAGCUUGGAGCUUUUCUUGGCUCUUUUGUUAGUAUAUACAAGGGUACCAGUUGCUUCUUACGCUGGCUCAGAAACCUGGAUGAUGAACUGCAUGCUAUUAUAGCUGGAUUUUUGGCAGGUAUAUCAAUGAUGUUUUAUAAAAGCACAACUAUUUCCAUGUACUUAGCUUCCAAAUUGGUAGAGACAAUGUAUUUCAAAGGCAUUGAAGCAGGGAAGGUUCCCUAUUUUCCUCACGCAGAUUCUAUCAUCUAUUCCAUCUCUACAGCAAUUUGCUUCCAAGCAGCUGUCAUGGAAGUUCAGACUUUGCGACCAUCUUACUGGAAGUUCCUUUUAAGGCUUACGAAGGGCAAAUUUGCUGUCAUGAACCGAAAAGUCCUUGAUGUUUUUGGUACUGGUGCAUCUAAACACUUUCAGGAUUUUGUCCCCAGGUUGGAUCCAAGAUAUACAACCGUAACACCAGAGUUGGCAACAGAGUUUUCUUGAAGAUGACUUGUAAUUUAUUAAUUUGACUAAAUAUUUCAUCCUUUUAUCCUGAGGAGCUAAUUAUGUUGAACAAAAAGAAGGGGGCCUGAACUCGAACUUCAGUGUUAUUUCAAUGAGAAAUGCUCUUUGGUUUAUUUUUCUUACCAAUCAGAAAUACUGAAGCUUUCUAGGAAGGUGUUGCUUAAUAAUUAAGCUCCCUUCAUAGCCAGAAUCUGAUUCUAGGUCACUGUAGUGGUUGACAUUAUGAUAUAUUAUUAAUUAAAUUAUGUCCAGAAGCAUUAUUAAAUAAUCUUAUGUAGAAAUGUAGUAACAAAUGAGAGUAUACUUGCAAUUACUUUAGAUGCUGUCUUUAUUUCAUUCCAAUAUAAUCCUUGGUUAAAACUAAUAAUAUUUCUACAUUUUAGGAUUUACAAAGGAUCACGGGUACAUGAUUUGGUCUGUAUUUUUUUUUUUUUUUAACUUUUUAAGUAAUUGGUAAUUAUCAUAGUAAAAUGUUUUAGAUUUGAGGUUACACUUCACAGGCAAUGCUGCUUUAGUAUAGAGCAAUUUAAUUGGAGAAAGUGGCCAUUCUUACUUCAGGGAUGCAAAGAUGGGUCGCAUUUAUGCCAUUUGGAUAAAUGCUGUGGUGUCCAUGACCGGUUGGGCUAUCUGGCAGCCCAGUGAUCUUAAGUACUAACUAAUGGCUGGUUAGGAGGAAAUAGAAAUUGGCACAUCUGAUAAAAUUGAAAUGUAGUGUUUUAGUCUUUUACCAAAGCACUAAACUUGAAUAUUUAAAAAGAAAUGAAGUUAUUUUUAGUCCCCCUGUAGAUUUAUUAUGUUUAUUUUCAUUUAUCAAGAUUUAAUUCUUCAUAGCUAAGUUUAUAUGCCAUUAUUGUUUUAGAAGGGAUCAAAAUCCUAUGGAACAAAAGUAGUUUGGCAGUCUGUUCCCUCUCAAGUGUUUUACCUAUAUAAUGGAUUUCUACAACUAAAAACACUAUAAAAAAUCACUAGUUGUUAAAAAGUCCUUUUUAUCAGUAAUAGGAUCCAAGUCCUCCAGCCUCCUUUUGUAAAAAUCAUUGUCACCAUUUUUACUAUGUUAGAAUAAAGAAGUGAUAAAAUAUAGUCAACUGUUAUUAUGAAAGUUAAAGACAGCUGUGACUGAAAUGCAAUCACUCUAGAAUUUUUCAGGGAAAAGUUGUACUUAAGUUAAAAGGCUUAAAUAAUUGUGAUGUCUACAGUUAAUGUAACAUAUAUGGAUGAUGGUAUAUUUUUUUAAUGUAAUUUUGUUGCUGAAAAGUUUUUAGGCCAAUAUAAAUUAAUUAUGCAAUAGAACUUGUGUUGCAGCAAGAAUUAUAACCCAGACUUUUAAAUUGCUUAAUCCCCCAUAUUCAAUUUCAUCAAGCCUAUAUACUUUAAUCCUACCCUUGGUUGGUCUAGCAAACUGAAACCUGACAUAAAGACACACUCUGGUGCCUUGCAAUAGAGAGAAAUAAUUUGGUCAGAAUUUUGCUUUGUGAUUGAAUUUUUAGACUUGACCUUACCAUCAGGCAAUACUGUUUGUGUACAGGGUUAUUUUAGUUUUCAGACUCCAAGACUGAGUAAUAAAUUAAGUUUUAAGUUUUUAGUCACAGGAAUCAAAAUAGGGGUUGUUACUGUGUUUACUUUUAAAAAUGAAGUAUUACAGCAGUUAGAAAGGACUACUGCCUGUACCUCAUUUUCUUUAUUCAGAAAUUAUGUUUAUAAUAUUUUUCUGUUGGGUUAAAAGAAAAUCAUUUUUAUCCAUAAGUUAUUGUUUUCUUCUUGUUAAAAGACCAUGAGAUUAAAAGACAAAUUCUGUUGAAAUUUGUUGAGAUUGUUUAGUAAAUUUUGCUGGUCAAAAAGGUACAUUUCUGUGAUUUUCAUUAAAAAAAAAAUUUGCACUCAUCUUUUAUUUUAUGUAAAAUGUUAAGUGAUACAGCCACAGUGAAACAGAAUACAAUUAUGAAUGUAUACCUUGAGUGAAUAUAUAACUAAUUUGCAGUGGUGAUUUCAUUGGCACAGACUGCAAAGAGUAGUUUCUGUUCCUGAAGACGAUCAAAAUGAAUAUUGUUCUACCUUCAUCUAAUAGGGUAUUUAUUGACAAUUUCUUGGCAUUAUAAAUAAAGUCAAAUAGAUCUCUCCAUUCUAAAA
This is a messenger RNA of Choloepus didactylus (southern two-toed sloth), 3700 nucleotides long. RefSeq names its product transmembrane protein 135 (gene TMEM135). NCBI's taxonomy places the organism in Eukaryota, Metazoa, Chordata, Mammalia, Pilosa, Megalonychidae. The record is from RefSeq and is a predicted model, not a curated record. Bases 176 to 1552 code for a protein of 458 amino acids. The transcript is spliced from 15 exons.